This is a messenger RNA of Hansenula ciferrii, 1023 nucleotides long. RefSeq names its product glycosyltransferase family 32 protein (gene CSH1). Lineage: Eukaryota; Fungi; Ascomycota; Saccharomycetes; Phaffomycetales; Wickerhamomycetaceae. Gene Ontology annotation, biological process: mannosyl-inositol phosphorylceramide biosynthetic process. Gene Ontology annotation, molecular function: mannosyltransferase activity. The transcript has a single exon. Bases 1 to 1023 code for a protein of 340 amino acids. The record is from RefSeq and is a predicted model, not a curated record.
AUGAGAAAAGAACUACAAUUCCUUAUAUCUGUCCAUUUGUUUAUCAUAUUAUUUCUUGUUUAUCAAACAUUUGAUUUAAUAACUCUGAUAUAUGAUGAUACAUUUGAAGAUGCUUUAAAUUCAUUAGAUUUACAUCCAAAAGUUGCUAAACCUGAAUUAAUUCCAAAAAUUAUUCAUCAAACUUAUAAAGAUACAAAUAUACCUUCACAAUGGCAAAAUGGUCAACAAAGAUGUAUUGAUUUACAUCCAGAUUAUCAAUAUAUUUUAUGGACUGAUGAUAUGGCUAGAGAAUUCAUUAGUGAAGAAUAUCCUUGGUUUUUAGAAACUUGGGAUAAUUAUAAAUAUCCUAUUCAAAGAGCUGAUUCUAUUCGUUAUUUUGCCCUAAGUCAUUUUGGUGGUAUUUAUAUUGAUUUAGAUGAUGCUUGUGAAAAAAAAUUGGAUCCUUUAUUAACUGUUCCAGCUUUUGUUAGAAAAACUAUUCCAACUGGUAUUUCAAAUGAUGUUAUGGGAUCUGUUCCAAAACAUCCAUUUUUCUUGAAGGCUAUUGAUAAUUUACAACGUUUUGAUUGGAAUUAUUUGAUUCCAUAUGUUACAAUUAUGUAUUCAACUGGUCCUUUAUUCCUUAGUGUUAUUUGGAAACAAUAUAGACGUUGGAAUAUCAUUCCAGAAUCUGGUAAAGUUAGAAUUUUAUUCCCAGAAGAUUAUAAAAAACAUACAGAUUCAUUUUUUUCAUAUACUGAAGGUUCAUCAUGGCAUUUAGAUGAUGCUAAAUUUAUCAAAAGUUUAGCUCAUCAUAUUGGAUUAUGUGUUUUCAUUGGAUUCUUAGUUGCUGGUAUUUUAUUAUAUGGUGAAUAUAGAUUAUAUGUUUGGUUAAUUAAUGGUGGUUAUAAAUCUUCAUUUUUAAAGAAAUGUUGGAAUAAAGUUUUCAAUAAAAAUCAAAAUAUUAAAAGAAAUAGAAAAAAUUCAAAUUUACCAAGAGCUGAAUCUAUUCUUUUAUAUUCAAAAGAAGUUGAAGAUGUUUAA